GUUACCGGCCAGCAGCAGCAGCAGGCACCGCUGAGCAGAUGUUACCGUGAGAGAGAGACGCUGUUAACCGCCGCCGCCGCUGCUGCAACAAGAGACAAGACGCGUCUUGGAUCACAAAUAGGGGAUGCAGGGCGCAUGCGCAGUGGGUUCCGUUUACUGUAGGAUAUUCACGGUGGAGGCAGAAAAAAAGGGGGCAGGCAACAAAGCAGGCUUUUUAAAACGGCGAAAAGCACGAUUUGUGCAAUGUAAAUAGCGAUCAGGAGGGACACGAAAUUGGAUUGUCAACAGGUAGGGUUUUGGUUGAUCUUAUGGUCGACUGUCUCUCUCGUUCUCUCAUCUUUUUUUCUCUUUUGGCCUUGUCUUGUGUGGUGGAUGCGAUUCCAGCCAAACCAUAGCGGAGACUUGGAAAUUAUUCUAGUAUAAUGGACAUGCGGAUCCGCUACACCGUUGUGCUUCAUCCGGCCGACUGGGACGCAAAGGCGAUUAUUUAAUUCUGCUCCGUGUUUAACUAAAUUCUAUCGGAUUCAAACGCGCAUUUAAAAAGAGAGAGACCACUCGACUCACGGAGGACACAUUUAAAUGCGGAUUUUUUUUUUUUAGGUGUGAUGAGACAAAGGAACAAAGGAUGCCUUAGAGGAGAGGUUGCCUAUACGCCUGGAAACCUCUUCAAAGCACACCGCCAAAUGGAUCUAACGCCUCCCCCUGCCACCUCUAGAUCAUGAUACUUGGCUGAAGCUAUUCCGCUAUCUUUAUGAUCCCUCCUCCAUCUAUGGCGAACUAUAGCCAUGCAGGGGACCACAACAUCUUGCAGAAUGUCUCUCCUCUCACCACGUUCCUCAAACUGACCUCUCUGGGUUUUAUCAUUGGAGUCGGUGUGGUCGGAAACCUCCUGAUCUCCAUCCUGCUGGUCAAAGACAAGAGCCUGCACCGAGCGCCCUACUAUUUCCUGUUGGACCUGUGCGCCUCUGACAUCCUGCGCUCCGCCAUCUGCUUCCCUUUUGUCUUCACCUCAGUCAAGAAUGGGUCUGCCUGGACCUACGGCACGUUGACCUGCAAAGUGAUCGCCUUCCUGGGUGUGCUCUCCUGUUUCCACACGGCUUUCAUGCUGUUCUGUGUCAGUGUCACCCGUUACCUGGCCAUCGCGCACCACCGUUUCUACACCAAGAGGCUGACUUUCUGGACGUGUUUGGCUGUCAUCUGCAUGGUGUGGACGUUGUCUGUGGCUAUGGCGUUCCCUCCGGUGCUAGAUGUAGGGACGUACUCUUUUAUCCGGGAGGAGGACCAGUGCACAUUCCAGCACCGUUCCUUCAGGGCAAAUGAUUCGCUGGGCUUCAUGCUUCUGCUGGCGCUCAUCCUCCUGGCCACACAACUGGUUUACCUCAAGCUCAUCUUUUUCGUCCACGACCGUCGAAAGAUGAAGCCCGUCCAGUUCGUGCCUGCCGUCAGCCAGAACUGGACCUUCCACGGCCCAGGUGCCAGCGGGCAAGCGGCAGCUAAUUGGCUGGCUGGAUUUGGAAGAGGCCCCACCCCACCUACUUUGCUGGGCAUCCGGCAGAACAGCAAUGCAGCGGGCCGCAGGCGUCUACUGGUAUUGGAUGAAUUCAAAACCGAGAAGAGGAUUAGUAGGAUGUUCUACAUCAUGACGUUUUUCUUCCUGGCACUGUGGGGGCCCUACCUGGUUGCCUGCUACUGGCGGGUGUUUGCAAGGGGCCCCGUUGUCCCUGGAGGCUACCUGACAGCAGCCGUGUGGAUGAGCUUUGCCCAGGCUGGGGUCAAUCCUUUCAUCUGCAUCUUCUCUAACAGAGAGCUUCGGCGUUGCUUCAGCACCACACUCCUCUACUGCAGAAAAUCCAGGUUACCAAGGGAACCCUACUGUGUUAUAUGAGGGUUUUUUUUCUCAUCUAUGUCUCUAUUGCCCUGAUUGAUCUUGAUCUGGGUUUGCUCCCAUUGUACAGCGUACUCUCUCUUUCUAUCUCCCUUCUCUUCAUCCUCCAGUUUCCUCCUGUUCCUCCUUCUCCUGGCCCUUCUUUACAGAGGUUGAAGGUGGACUGCCAAUCACGUGGCUGUGCUGGGGCGAUUGAAUCUAAAUCGUAUCACACACGGAGGCUGAAGGGAAUGGGAAUAACGCAGGGGGAAUGGAUCACCUCCUGUGUUUAUGUUCUAGUAAACAGACAUUGUGGAAGGCCAUGCCAAUGCAGAGAUGCAAAAAGUUGAAAGAAAAAAAAAAGAGAGAGCGAUUUGACAAAACAGUGAAAACAAGACGUCUUGCUUGGGAUAAUUUGAAGACACGUUAUUCUGUGAGGUGUGAAAUACGUAAGUAUGAAAAGAAAAAGAAAAAAAUAAUAACACAAAACAAAGAAAUGAUACCUCUCAAGGAAUCACUGGAAAUGUUUUACAUUUUAAGAGUUGCACUAAAAAGAAGAUGUAAAGAUGCUUUUUUUGGGGGGGGGUCGACAGUUGCAUUGCAAGGACAACUUUUUUGUUGUUUUUUCCUUCUCCCCCCUCUCCCUCCAAACUAAACAAUGAAUGCUUUAAUUUGCAACAGACUACACAACCGCUGUAAGUAGAGCAAAAACUGUUGGAUUACACCAUCACAAGAGGAUAAAAUGGUUUUAAUGUAAGUGAUAUCUCUUUCAUUUACCGGGCAGGGGGCUUAAUGAUGGGGGAUUUACAAUGUGUGGUUUUGAAGUUGCAACUUAAAAUCUAGAAAGGAUUUCUUGUAGUUUUAUCCAUAUGUCCCUAGUGUCUGGCAUUGUUAUUUUCCUAACACAUUUUACAAAAAAAAAAAAACCAAAAACAAAAAAAAA
Molecule: messenger RNA, 2807 nt
Organism: Pundamilia nyererei
Lineage: Eukaryota; Metazoa; Chordata; Actinopteri; Cichliformes; Cichlidae
Gene: gpr85
Product: G protein-coupled receptor 85
Exons: 2
Coding region: 752-1885 (377 amino acids)
Biological process (GO): G protein-coupled receptor signaling pathway
Cellular component (GO): plasma membrane
Molecular function (GO): G protein-coupled receptor activity
Source: RefSeq, a predicted model, not a curated record